Nicotiana attenuata is the source of this 2073-nucleotide messenger RNA. RefSeq lists its product as uncharacterized. Bases 1 to 2073 code for a protein of 690 amino acids. NCBI's taxonomy places the organism in Eukaryota, Viridiplantae, Streptophyta, Magnoliopsida, Solanales, Solanaceae. The record is from RefSeq and is a predicted model, not a curated record. The transcript has 5 exons.
AUGCUAGAUGAAGGAGGAAAUCUUCAGGAGCAAGGUAGAACCAUGCAACAAUUGAGCAAAGAGAAAUAUGGACAACUGCUGAGCAAAGAGCAAUAUGGACAACUGUUGAGCAUAUUGGAGACUUUUAAGAAUGGGAACAAUGGAUACAACGCAGGAAACAUAAACAUGACUGGUGGUGCUGUUAACUUUGCAGGUAUGACUGCUUGUCACUCAUCUGUUGAGUCAAGUAAACAGUCCUAUGAAAGUUUCAAAGAAAAUGCUGAUUCCUGGAUUCUUGAAUCAGGAGCUACUAACCAUAUGGCCUAUAACAAAGCCUCAUUAAGCAAUAUCAAAACUUUAGUUUACCCCUUCUUAGUCUCUUUGCCAAAUGGAUACAAAGUAAAGGUGACAAUAAUUGGAGAUGUCAUUUUCAGUCCUCUUUACACUCUAAAAAGAGUUCUAUAUGUGCCUAGCUUCAAAUUCAACCUAAUUUCUGUUCACUCAUUGACAGUCCAACUUGAUUGCAUCAUCAUAUUCACUAAAUUUUCAUGUAUUCUUCUACAUGACCUUUCACUGAGGAGGCCUCUGGAGAUUGAUAAGGCUAAAGGCAGCCUCUAUCUUCACUAUUCAAGUUCAGGAAAAAACAAUUCUUCUACUGUAAAUAAAGUCUCCACCACAUCACUCACACACAACUCUGCACCUAGUGCACCCAUCUCAGGAAAGCACACAGAUUUGGCAUCUAAAUGUGAGCAUCUAUCUCUCCCUUUUCCUCAUAUAGGACCUAACAUGAGUCAUGUUGAAACUGUCAAUCCUACUACUAAUAGUAAUAGUGGUGUUCCACAUCAACAAUUAAUGUCACCUGAACUCUCACUUGGCAAUGACAUUAAUGAUAACACUUAUGAACCUAUAUCACCAUCUCAACCAGACUGCCAAAGCUCCUCCGAUUCAAAUGGAACCUCCAACACAUCACUCGAACCUUACCAUAAAGAACACUUAAAACCCCCUAGCUAUUUGAAGGAUUACAUAUGCAAUGCACCCACUCUUAACACUAAUGGUGGGAAGCAGGUUGCAGGUGAUACUCAUAGUUCACCCUCUUUUUCUUUUCACACACAUGUUCCUCGUUUACAACCUGUAUCUCUAAAUGCACUGAGUAAUGAUAGUCAGCAUUUACUUGAGACUCUUUCUACUGACUGUGAACCUGAGUCAUAUGAAGAGGCAGCAACCAUACCUGCUUGGCAACAGGCCAUGAACCAGGAAUAUGAUGCACUUACUCCAACCAUACCUGGGAUCUUUUGUAAAGAUGACUACCGAGCAUUGGUUAGCAUAGCCACAAAGAAGAACUGGGAGAUCUUUCAGCUUGAUGUAAAUAAUGCCUUCCUACAUGGAGAUCUGAAUGAAGAAGUAUAUAUGCAAGUGCCACCAAGGUUAUCAGUAGACAAACAGAAUUUGGUGUGCAAACUAAAUAAGUCAUUGUAUGGAUUGAAGCAGGCAAGCAGAGUAGGCAAUUCAGUGGUUUUUGUAGCAGUUUAUGUGGAUGAUGUUCUCUUGACAAGGACAAAUUUAGAAGAAAUUAAGGCAUUGAAAACUUUUCUACAUGAGACUUUUAAGAUAAAGGACCCAGGGAGAUUACAUUACUUCCUAGGUUUAGAGAUACUAUACAAACAUGAUGGAGCAAUAAUCACACAAAGAAACUUUACAAGGGAUCUGAUACAAGAGUUUGAAUGUUCGCACUGUACCACAAUGUCCUCUCCGCUUGAUCCUUCGACAAAGUUAAAGGCAAAUGAAGGGAACCUGCUCACAGAUCCCACUCAAUACAGGAAACUAGUGGGGAAGCUGAACUUUCUCACCAACACACAACUUGAUAUUGCUUACAGUGCUCAACACCUCAGCCAAUAUAUGCAGAGUCCUCGAGAUUCUCAUCUCAAAGCUGCUAUGCAUGUACUCAGAUACUUGAAAGGUGAUCUCGGUAUGGGGCUCUUCUUGUCAAACAAUGCAGAUUAUAGAUUGAGAGCAUUAGCGACUCAGAUUGGGCAGCUUGUCCUAAGACCAGAAAGUCUGUCAGUGGUUUUAUUGUAUUGCUUGGGGACAGUCUAA